Molecule: messenger RNA, 1296 nt
Organism: Periophthalmus magnuspinnatus
Lineage: Eukaryota; Metazoa; Chordata; Actinopteri; Gobiiformes; Gobiidae
Product: phosphatidylinositol 3-kinase regulatory subunit gamma-like
Exons: 5
Coding region: 1-1263 (420 amino acids)
Biological process (GO): phosphatidylinositol phosphate biosynthetic process; insulin receptor signaling pathway
Cellular component (GO): phosphatidylinositol 3-kinase complex
Molecular function (GO): 1-phosphatidylinositol-3-kinase regulator activity
Source: RefSeq, a predicted model, not a curated record
AUGAGGAGUGACAGAACAUCAGGAGUCAGAGAACAUCAGGAGUCAGAGAACAUCAGGAGUCAGAGAACAUCAGGAGUCAGAGAACAUCAGGAGUCACAGAACAUCAGGAGUCAGAGAACAUCAGGAGUCAGAGAACAUGAGGAGAGCGGCGGGGAGACAGUUCUCGUCCGGAUCCUGGUCUCCAGAGGCUGGUUCGGUUUUUCGGAGCCGCUCCGGUUCAGGUCGGUGCCGGAUCUGGUCCAGUUUCACAGAACCAGGACUUUGAGCAGCUACAACCCAGCGCUGAACGUGAGACUGGAGAGACCGCUCUGCAGGGAGGGGGCGGAGCUAAAGGACGAGGCGGAGCUUGUGAAGGAGGAGGCGGAGCUUGUGAAGGAAAGACUUCAGGAAACUUUAAUAACAUUUCAGGAAAAAAGUCGAGAGUUCGACCGACUUCAGGAUCUGCUCCAAAAGACGACACAGGAAAUCCAAACGAAGCGAACGGCAAUAGAAGCUUUUAACGAGACCAUAAAGAUUUUUGAGGGCCAGUGCAGCACUCAGGACCAGGACCAGGACUCAGGUCUGGACUCAGGUCUGGACUCGGGUCUGGACUCGGGUCUGGACUCGGGUCUGGACUCGGGUCUGGACUCGGGUCUGGACUGGGACCGAUUGAGGUCUAGACUGGUUGAAAUUCGAGAGACCAGGACUCGUUUGGAGCAGGAGCUGGAGUUGAAAGUCCAGGAGCUCGAAGACACAGAGCAGAGUCUGGACCAACUCAGACUGGACCUGAGCCAGAUCCAGAGCAGCACAGACGACCUGCUCAGUCGACUGAACCAAAGUGUCCAGAUGGGGCAGACAGACCCCGCCCCCUGCUCCUGUGACCCCGCCCCCUGCUCCUGUGACCCCGCCCCCCUCUGGCCCCUCAGCUCCUGGUUCGUUGGGUCUCUGUGUCGCUCCGAGGCCGAGGAGAUUCUUCAGGGAAAACCAUCGGGAACGUUUCUGAUCCGAGAGAGCAGCCUGAAGGACUGCUACGCCUGCUCCCUCGUGGUGGCGUCGCAGGUCCGGCACUGUGUGAUCUUCUGCUCGGACCAAGGUCUGGGAUUCGAACCCUCGACUCGGUUUAGGAGCCUCCAAGACUUGGUUCAGUUCUACAGCAGGACUUCACUGGUCCAACACAAUCAGGCGCUGGACGUAAGACUGCAGAGGCCAGUGUGGGCGGAGACAGGGGGCCAGGGGGAGGAGACAAGGGUAGAGGGAGGAGACGAGAGGAGGAGACAACCAUAGACUUUAUAUAGAAAUGGACAAAGCUAACCUGCU